Molecule: messenger RNA, 1758 nt
Organism: Rhododendron vialii
Lineage: Eukaryota; Viridiplantae; Streptophyta; Magnoliopsida; Ericales; Ericaceae
Product: serpin-Z10-like
Exons: 2
Coding region: 410-1564 (384 amino acids)
Molecular function (GO): serine-type endopeptidase inhibitor activity
Source: RefSeq, a predicted model, not a curated record
GCUAGGGGCAGAGGGAAGACCUAAAUUUAAUUUGGAUGCCGUGAUAGAGAAGGAUUUGGGCUUACUAAAUCUAAGUAACAAGAUAGCCCUUGAGUCCUCUAAAGAGCUCAAUGAAAAAAUAAGAUUUAUGUAACUGACCCGAAUUAAUUGCAACACAAGGCUCGGUUUGGUAUGGUUUCUUCUUCCUUUAUGAACAGAUUACAUACCUUCCAACUGAUUUCAUUUUUAAGAACAACAACGUCUUGCCUUUCACAAAUGAAUUGUGAGAUCGUCCCCAUAUUUACUUGUUUAGUUAUGCUUAUAAUUUUUGGGGUUUUGCCCGUUAGAAUUUAUGUCAUAACUCGAGAAAAUGGAUAUGUCGUCCAUGACCUUGCCAUAAACCUUGCCGUUAGACAAAAGUAGAUCAAGAAUGGAGCUCUGCAUGCGGAUGGCGAAACAACUGCUGCUCAAGGAGGUUGAAAAAAAGGGUGAUUACGAGAACCUUGUGUUGUCGCCAUUGUCGAUCGAUGUUGUUCUUAAUAUGGUGGCUGUGGGAUCAAGGGGUCGCACUUUAGAGAAGAUGCUAGGCUUGCUUGGUUCCAAUAACAUCGAUGAAAUCAUAUCACAAUCUGUGGAGAUGAUGGCAAUGGCAAUGGGUGAGGAUGAACCGGUUAUGUGUUUGGUCAAUGGAGCUUGGUUCGACCAACGUUUCACUCCAACGCUUUCUUAUAAGGACGACGUACUUAAGGGUAUCUACGGUUGUGAGGCCAAGACGGUGAAUUUCAUGACUCGGGGUGAUGAAGUGGUAGAUGAAAUAAAUUCAUGGGCUGAAGCUGUAUCAAGAGGGCUUAUAAGAAACUUACUCCCACAGGGCUCCCUAUCCCGAGAGACUGCGCUCGUCCUUGCAAAUGGUCUGUACUUCAAAGGAAGUUGGAAAUAUGAUUAUAGAUUUGAUGCUAACCUCACUGAAAGCAGAUCUUUCUAUCUUCUCAAUGGAGACACUGUUUCAGUUCCUUUCAUGACAAGCCGUAUGAGAUCUCGUCGCUGUAGAUCUUUUGAUGGUUUCCAAGUCCUCCAAAUACCAUACCAAAGCAAGAGCAACCAAUUCCUCAUGUACUUCUUUCUCCCAGACAAGCAAGAUGGAUUGCAAAAUCUAUUAGAAAAGCUCAUUUCUGAUUCUGGGUAUUCGAAUGAGUACCGUUGUCUUAGCGUAAAAAAGCUUGAUGAAUUUUGGAUCCCAAAAUUUAAAUUCUCAUUUGAUUUUGAUGUUUCAUCGACCAUGGAGGAGAUGGGAAUGCCAUUUCCUUUCCUGGAAAAUCCAGAAGACUUUGCCAAGAUGGUGGAAAUUCCCAACGGGCUCAAUGUACCAAGGAUGUUUCAAAAGGCUUUUAUUGAGGUAGACGAGAAAGGCACGGUAGCUGCAGCAAUUACUCUGGGUCGACCUGUACCAGGAUAUUGCCCGCCCCCUCCUCCAAAACACACAAGUUUCGUUGCCGAUCAUCCUUUCAUGUUCAUGAUUAUGGAGGAGAGUUCAAGGUUGGUUAUUUUCACAGGAGCUAUACUCGAUCCAAGCAAAGUCAAAUGACUUGUUUCUUUUUUUUCAAUCUUUCAAGUACUUACGUAAAAUUCGAAUAUGGAUACGGAAUAUCUUUGAAAGUCCUGUUUUAACAUCUUGAACUUCUAGAUUUGCUGAUAAACAACUUAAGCAUUAAGUAUUAUAUAAGACUUUCCUUUCAGCCUGGUGUUGGAUGGGAAUGGUGAUGAGAUGGAACCCAGAUU